Molecule: messenger RNA, 1287 nt
Organism: Puccinia graminis f. sp. tritici CRL 75-36-700-3
Lineage: Eukaryota; Fungi; Basidiomycota; Pucciniomycetes; Pucciniales; Pucciniaceae
Exons: 2
Coding region: 1-1287 (428 amino acids)
Source: RefSeq, a predicted model, not a curated record
AUGCCGCGCAAAAAGACCCCACAACAAACGAUGGACGACCCGGAUCCUCCUUCUUCAAACCCAACACACACACCAAAUCCAGCACCGAGCUCUCCAAAGAAAAAAAAGAAGACAUCCAAAGCAAAAUCGAGUUCGCAAACAUCCACCGCCGAUGUUUCAACCCCCAAACCUACUGAAAAGUCCACCGUCAACAAUGCCGCCACCCCGAAAGCUGACCAGGACCCAACUCCCAAGAAAGGUUUUCCUCGAUGGUCCAUUGAAGAGGACAAAAAGCUCUGCAUUGCUUGGUUGAAUACGAGUCGCGACCCGAUCGUUGGGAAUGGGCAGAAGGCCACCACUUUUUGGGAACGAAUCCACGCAACCCUCUCCGACUUGAUCACCGAAUACAAUGACGAUAAGAAGAACUCGAAGAACUUCAAGCCUCUUCCUAUACGACCAGUUGGGGCCGUUGAAUGCCACUGGGGACACAUCCAAAAGUGUGUCAGUAAAUUUGCUGGCUGCUUUGCAAAUGCUGAACGACGCUUGAAGAGCGGAAAGAGUCGAGAUGAUAUUUUUACCGAGGCAAAAGAAUUAUAUAAGGCUUCCUCGGGGGGUGGUUUCAACCUUGACCAUUGCUGGGGUAUCUUGAAAGACACCCCAAAAUGGCAGGCUACCCAGGAAGAGAAUAAAUCUCGAGGCAAGAAGACCCAGAUAUCUAGCCCACCUCCUCCUUCGACCGAUGUGAGCAGCUCGACAAAUGCGAUCUCAAGCCCUCCAGCAAUUGAUGUUGAAGACGACGAGUCGGAACCUGCUCGAUCGGUCCUUGGAAACACUCGUAUCGAAGGUUCUAAAGCGGCCAAGCGAAAACGAGCGGAGGAGGCGUCAAUUACGAAAAUUGUUGCAAUGCAAAAGGAUCUCGUUGAGAUAUCGCGCGAACGAUUAACAUCGAUGAAAGCUGCAUCGGACGAUGCAAUCAUGUCAAAGGAUCUGACUUCGAUGGACGAGGAGAGUCGUGCGUAUUAUCAAAGGAAGAGACGAGCAAUCAUCGCUCGCGAGCUCGAGCAAGAAGAGAAGGAGAACAAGGAAAAGGAGAGAAAGGAAAAGGAGAAAAGGGAAAAGGAAGAAAGGGAGAAAAAGGAGAAGGAAGAAAAGGAGAAAAAGGAGAAGGAAGAAAGGGAGAAAAAGGAGAAGGAAAAAGAGCUAGGAGAAACCGAAACCGAAAGCGAAAGCGAUGAAGAAGAGGGAGACGAAAAUGAUGAGGGCGAGGGUGAGAAUGACGACGAGGAGGAUUACAACAAAAAAAACUGA